CAUGGUAUCAGAGCAUCAAUUUGAAAUUAGGGUUUGUCUGGAAGCUGCCAUGCUUUCCCCAAAUUUGCCACUUCUGCCAUCAAGCCCCAGACAACGCCUCUUUGCUGGCCAGGACCCCGGAGGACAUCUCUCUGGUCAGCCACCACCUUCCAUAGCAAAGGAGUUGGCGAACAGAUUUUGUUCGCUGCUGUCCAGCUAGGUUUUGUGCUGCCGCCACCCUCUUCCGCUCAUCGUCAGCCAACUGUUUGUUGCCCGUGAGUUUUCGGCUGUCACAGCCCUACUGAUCUUCAAGUGGACGGGCAGCAGGAAAAGUUACCAGACAUUAACCUGUUUCGCCGGACAGCAACCUCUAUUAGCUGCUUCUUCCUCUCGCUUGCUCUAUGAAGUCUUCCGUUGCUGCUGCCUCACACCGCUGCCUCUAGCCCUAAAGCAGCGAAGUCUUCCUUUGUUGCUGUUCCCUCUCCAAGCAGCAGCAGCUGCUACUUCGCUUCACACCGCCGCCUCCCGACUUUCUGAUGUUGUUCUCUCUCCAAGCAGCAGCUGCUGCUGCAUCAUCCUUUGGCAGAAAUAAGAGAAGUCUUCCUUCUUUCAUCUUUUAUUUGACUUUUUUUGGGAUAAAGCCUCAUGGCUGAAAUAAGCUUUCUUUUGUGACGGAUAUGGUACCAGUGAUGUCUAAAAUCACGGAUUAUAAGCUAAAUAGUCUAAACUAUUUGGAUUGGAGUAAGACGGUUCAUCUUUGUCUAGGAAGUAUUGACAAAGUUGGUCAUUUGACUGAUGACCCUCAAGAUGAUUCAAAGCAAACAUGGCUUAGAGAAGAUGCUCGCUUGUUCCUUCGGAUUCGGAAUUAUUUGAUGUGUCUACUAGUUGCUCAAAUGGAUAAUCUAGAGACUUCAUCGUGUAUCAUAAACCCCCAACAUGUUAGCUUUUUGGUAAACGGGAAGGGUGUUGCAAGGAGGACAAACUCUUCAAUGGAUACAGGACCACAGUUUCCUUCAGAUAUUACUAGCAUGCUCAAAUAUGGGAUGAAUAUUCUUCAGGCUGUCGGGUAUUUCACUGCAGGUAAUUAUGUCAUAGCCAUAGCCUUUUUGAGUAUGAUAGCGACCCCGACUGCUGCAAGACUGGAAGAUUAUGUGCAGCCAGUGACUCAAACUAUGGUUUCAGAUUCUGACAUAAUUGAGGGGCCAUCAAGAAUCUCACUAAAUUGCCCUAUAAGUUUCAAGCGCAUAAAAACUCCCGUUAAAGGACGUCUCUGUAAUCAUCAUCAGUGUUUUGAUUAUGACAAUUUCAUGGAAUUGAACUCCCGGAAGCCCUCUUGGCGUUGCCCAUGUUGUAACACAUCUACUAGUUGUAUCGAGUUGCGCAUUGACCAAAAGAUAGUUAAGGUACUACAAGAGGUAGGAGAGGAUGAAACAGAUAUUGUUAUUUUCUCCAAUGGAUCAUGGAAGACAUCUUUUGAAUACCGAGGUGUCAACCAAUUGCACGGAGGAAAGUCUGGAAAGGAGGAAACAAGCAUGGAGAAUGGCACAGUCGCUUCAACUGAUGUUGUGAAUCUAGUUAUGGAAGAAAAUUACCUACCUGAUAGAACAAAGAGUCUAGACAGAGGUGAAAAUGGUAACACUGAAUUAGAAGAUAGGAAACCAUUCAGGGAAAGUAAAGAUAAUCUUGAUCCUUUGUAUAAUUCCUCAUCUGCAAAUACUUCUUUGCACCAAUCAGUUACUUGCCACACUGCAAGCAGUAUUUGUCCUAUGUCUUUGGCAAUAUCAGAUAAUGCACUGGGAACAUUGGAGUCACUUGUGCCUAGUGUUCUGCUGAAUCCUGCUCAUGCUGAUGCUAUUCCUCCAGCAGAAAAUCAGGGCACCACAGAUUUUGGAGUUUCACAUGCUUCAGUGAACUUUAAUUAUGAACCGCGAUUGUCAAAUCUUUCUGAAAGUAUGCCAUUGCAGUCAUUGCAUGCGAGAAGUUCAAUUAGUACCAAUGAAGCUGGGAGAUCUCCAAUACCUAAUGUUCCUAGAAUCCCAACAAUAACGCAUGCACUUCCUUCACAAACCCCAAGUUCUGUUUCACUUCCAAGGCUACAGACAGCUACUCCCAGUAGGUUCAGUUCAGUUAUUGGUAAUGUGCAAUUCAAUGAACUCGCGAGGGCUAACUAUGCAGCUUCAACAGCAAUGCGUUCCACGGCUCUGGGUCACCACCACCAGAGUAACACUGCAGUACAACAGGUUGCAAACCUUGCUGCAGCAAACCAUAUCAGCACUCAGGCACCUCCAAUCCAUCUGAGAGGGAUGGGCGCUUAUAGAGGAAACAACCAAUCUCAAAGAAGGCAUAGUGUCACAAAUCCAUCUAGUGCAUCACUUUCAAGUUGGGUUCAGCAACCGUCAACCAAUCCAGCACACUCAACACUAGGGCAAAGUAGUAGUAAUAUACCUUUGUCUGCUCAACGUGCUGCACAUGCACAUUCCCUCACAGCAAGAAUUCCAUCAACCAGAGAAGCAUUUUUACCCUCACUUGAUAUAGGUAGGCCGCUACCUUCAGUAUUUGAUCAUUUGCCCGACCUUCCAAUUGAGCAGAACUGGCAGCCAACUGGGCGCAUGAGAGGAAGUCUAACUGGCAAUGCCUUCCAAGCUGCCCUUAAUCAUCACACGGUUACUCAGACAUCCCAAGCUCCAAUUCCACCUUUCUCAGCUAGUGUUUCUACCAACGAGGAACAACCAUCAAUUGCCAACAUGAUAAGUUGUCAAGACAAUGAAUGGAUGACUGAUUUUAAGUGAAGAGGGGUACAAUGACUUCAUACAGUAGCUAUCUACCUUGAGUGGUGUAUAAAAAACUUCACCGACAGUUAUCAACUGUGGUCUCUUCAGGCAACAAGCUGGAGACUGAAUGGCACAUUUGUUCUCACGAUUCUCAGUUGUUUAUAACACGUUUAAGUGGACUAACAAAAUGGCUUAUAGUUUAAGAACAUGUUUAGUCUUAAGAUUAGGGGAAAAAAAGGAACAGUCAUUGAUGCUUUCUUUGCCUUGGUUCUAUGAAAAGCACUUUGAAGCCUUGACCUCCCACCUCGUUGAUUCCAUUGGUAGAGCUUGUGAUGUUGCUAAUAUUUGACACGAUGUAAAACACUUUUUUGAAGGGAGUUGUACUUCAAUGUAUGUUACACACUUGAUGUUGGAUUUGGCAUGAAACUUUCGUGAUAAGACGAUGAAUGCCAACCUUAAUUAGGGUGAAAGCCUACUUUGUCAAAUUUGUCGUGUUAUAGGGUGGCAAGGAAAUUUUGAUGGUGAUGGA
This is a messenger RNA of Zingiber officinale, 3279 nucleotides long. Its product is annotated as E4 SUMO-protein ligase PIAL2-like. Gene Ontology annotation, biological process: protein sumoylation. The transcript is spliced from 11 exons. Bases 657 to 2768 code for a protein of 703 amino acids. Gene Ontology annotation, molecular function: SUMO ligase activity; zinc ion binding. The record is from RefSeq and is a predicted model, not a curated record. NCBI's taxonomy places the organism in Eukaryota, Viridiplantae, Streptophyta, Magnoliopsida, Zingiberales, Zingiberaceae.